Molecule: messenger RNA, 1293 nt
Organism: Phycomyces blakesleeanus NRRL 1555(-)
Lineage: Eukaryota; Fungi; Mucoromycota; Mucoromycetes; Mucorales; Phycomycetaceae
Exons: 4
Coding region: 1-1293 (430 amino acids)
Molecular function (GO): 5'-flap endonuclease activity; DNA binding
Source: RefSeq, a predicted model, not a curated record
AUGGGUGUUCGAGGAUUGACAGGUCUACUGGCGCGAUUUGCUCCCAAAUCAAUUCAAACAGUUAAUGCAAACGAAUUAGCUCAUCAAACAGUUGCAAUUGAUGCAAGCUGUAAUUUAAGCAAGUUCAUAUAUGGAGAUGAGCCUCAUCCCCACAAACACAUCUUUGGAUUUUUUAUGCUUGCACGAUUUUGUGAGAUCAACAAUAUAAAGCCAAUUUUUAUUUUUGAUGGCGCUUCUCGGAUACCUGCAAAGAAACUUGAGCUAGAUCGACGGGAUCGUGCUAGAAACAAAGUAGAUCAUUCGCUUUUAUUCGAGGUGGAACGGAAUCUACGAUUAGAUGCUUUGUUUCAGUCUUCAUCAAAUAAAGAAUCUUUAUCGAAUGAUGCAGUUAUACGAAUUCUAGCUCGUCUAGAUCAGACACAAGAUACACUUACCGAUGCUCAUGCCCAGGUAAAUAAAAAUAUUGUCGAGAAAGCAGAUAAACCUUCACUUGAGGCGAAGCUAUCGGAAUGGGCUGAUGGUAUCAAUCAAGCAGCGGUGUUAUCAGAAGAUCGUGAAAAGUACACGCAAACAGUACGGAAUCUUACAGCAAAGGAACGGGAUACUAUGUCAACCAUUGUACAAGAUCAAUUGAAUAGUGUAAAGUCUUUUUUGAGUCCAUUGAUGGUAGAAAAUGAAUAUCUCCUCUCUUCUCUCGAGAAAAGAUCUAUUCGGGUAACUCAGCAGUUGCGAGAAGAGUGCCAGUUUUUCUUGGAGUCUCAAGGGCACCUGUGCUUCUCCUGUGAAGACCAUGAGGCCGAGGCGAUGUGCGCUCAUCUCGGAAAGACGAAUAGAACAAGUGCCACAGUGUCAGAAGGAAAAGACUCUUUUAUGAUUGACCCUAUUGUUGCACGCCGGGAGCUUGGAUUGACAAAAGAAAGCUUUAUGGACAUGUGUAUUUUGUGUGGGACUGAUUUCUCGACAAAAAUUAAAGGAAUUGGACCUAUACGUGCCCUUCAGCACAUACAAAAAUAUGGAUCCAUUGAGAAUAUUCUCGAGAAUAUGACCUCAAAGUAUAUUCCAGAGGAAGGGUUUGAUUACAAACUUGCGAGAGAGGUCUUCUCUACCCUACCUCCUAUUCCACUAAAGGACAAGGACUAUGCACAGCCUAUUGUGAGCAAGAAACUUUCUGAACGAAUGUUAGAGUUUUAUGAAAUUGAUGUAGUUGAUGUGGAAAACCGCAUUCGAACUAUAAUAUUCCAGCAAGGCCUAGGCCUACACAAUUGGGAAUCUGACCCAUUUUCUAGUAAAUGA